This is a messenger RNA of Sinocyclocheilus rhinocerous, 2319 nucleotides long. RefSeq names its product syntaxin-binding protein 1-like. The record is from RefSeq and is a predicted model, not a curated record. The transcript is spliced from 15 exons. The annotation marks the transcript as partial. Gene Ontology annotation, biological process: vesicle-mediated transport. NCBI's taxonomy places the organism in Eukaryota, Metazoa, Chordata, Actinopteri, Cypriniformes, Cyprinidae.
UUAGCAAUCCCAGACUCUUUGUUCAACUUGAUAAGUAAAUCCCGUGCCUCUAAAUCCAUAAAGACACUGACUGAGAUUAACAUCGCCUUCCUGCCCUAUGAAUCACAGGUGUUCUCAGUGGACAGACAAGAUGCCUUCCAGGAUUUCUACAGCCCGUUUAAAGCUGAUGUAAAGAACCAGGUGUUGGAGCGUUUAGCCGAGCAAAUAGCCACCUUGUGCGCCACAAUGAAAGAGUACCCAGCUGUUAGAUACAGAGGAGAGUACAAAGACAAUGCCGUCCUGGCCCAGAUGCUUCAGGAUAAACUGGACGGUUACAAAGCAGAUGACCCCACUUUGGGAGAGGGACCUGAUAAAGCACGUUCCCAGCUAUUGAUUCUGGAUCGGGGUUUUGACCCUGUCUCUCCACUUCUACACGAGCUCACAUUUCAGGCCAUGGCCUAUGACCUACUGCCCAUUGAGAAUGAUGUCUACAAGUAUGAGACCAGUGGAAUGGGUGACACUCGUAUGAAGGAGGUGCUGUUGGAUGAAGAUGAUGACCUGUGGAUGACUCUGAGACAUAAACACAUAGCAGAGGUGUCCACGGCUGUGACUAAAUCACUUAAGGAUUUCUCUGCGAGCAAAAAGAUGAACACAGGAGAGAAGACCACCAUGAAAGAGCUCUCCCAAAUGCUUAAAAAGAUGCCACAGUACCAGAAAGAGUUAAGCAAGUAUUCAACUCACCUGCACUUAGCAGAAGACUGUAUGAAGCAUUACCAGGGCACAGUGGACAAACUGUGCCGUGUUGAGCAGGAUCUAGCGAUGGGCACAGAUGCAGAGGGUGAGAAGAUCAAAGAUCCCAUGAGAGCCAUCGUACCCAUCCUACUAGACGCCAACGUUACCAUCAUGGACAAAAUCCAAAUCAUCCUGCUCUACAUCUUCCUCAAGAAUGGUGUGUCAGAGGAGAAUCUCUGUAAGCUCCUCCAGCAUGCUCAGAUCCCUCCAGAGGACAGCGACAUCAUCUCUAAUAUGGCCCAUAUGGGGGUUCCCAUCAUUUCAGAGCAAGCAACCACACGUAAAGGGAAGAAAUCUGACCGCAAGGAAAGAAUCAGUGAGCAAACGUACCAGCUCUCCCGGUGGACUCCUUUGGUCAAAGACAUCAUGGAGGAUGCCAUUGAAGACAAGCUCGACCCAAAACAGUACCCUUACAUCUCCACACGCACAGCAUCCUCAAAGACGACCACAGCUACCAGUGCACGUUAUGGAAACUGGCAUAAAAACAAGAGCCCAGGAGAGAUACGCAACGGCCCACGCAUCAUCGUCUUCAUCAUUGGGGGUGUGACCUACAGCGAGAUGCGCUGUGUCUAUGAGGUCACGCAGGCCAAUGGCAAAUGGGAAGCUCUCAUCGGCUCCACUCACACCAUCACUCCUGUUAAGUACCUAAAGCAUCUGCAGCACCAAGACUUCCUGGACCCCAACGCGGCCCCCGAGGACCAGCUUCCUGCAGAAGAUAAGUGAUGAAGACAAGAAAAAAGAAUGUGGUGACGUCAUUGCCCUGACUCACGAUUCUGAUGUCUUCAGUGACAUGUUCCUACGAAGACUGAUUUUUUUCUUAACUUACACAACCAUACAAUAUAUCAGGCAGUCUGUCACCCUUCAGCACUUCCCUUGUCAGCAAUAGGCUAUAGUGAAGUAUAUUACAUAAAUAGCCUUUGUUACAUUUAUAAUCACCUUAAUAUUAACCUCAGAUUACAUCAAAGAUCAUUGUCAAAUAUAAGGAAUUAUUUAGGUGUCAUUCUCCAUUGUUGAUAUUAUGGGACCAGUCGACUUGAGAGUGUACUUCAUAGGUAGAUAAAAUAAUAAGAGAAGAUUAUUUGAACACAGCAUAGCAAAUUGAGUUUGAGAUUCCAGUUUCCUCUUCUGUAAAGUUAUUUUGAAUUGAAUCAGUAGUUUGACCUGCCAUGCAGUGUCUGCCAAGCAUGAUGUGUGUCUGUUGCGUGAUCAACUUAAUACUGGAUGUCCCAUUGUGAAUAUCAACUGCUUUGUGUUAUUUUAAUAUUGUGGUUUGGAAAUAAUAGUUACUAGUCCUGUAUAUAGUCCUGUUAAUAUAGUAAAACCUCCCUUGUUGAUAUUCUAUUUUUCUUUUACAUCUCGACUGCUCCUUGUGUAGUAAUGUAGAAUGAUUGCUUUUUAUGUCAAAAUCUUUUAUUUACGCUAAGAAUACACAUUCAUGCUGUGUAAAUAUAUAAUCUAUAUGCCAUAUUCAAAUAUAUUCAACAUGAUUAACACAUCAGAGGUUAUGAAGUGCAAACUAUUGUCUUGUGCAUAUAGUAAAAUAAACUG